Culex quinquefasciatus (southern house mosquito) is the source of this 4337-nucleotide messenger RNA. RefSeq names its product importin-4. The transcript is spliced from 6 exons. Gene Ontology annotation, biological process: protein import into nucleus. The coding region runs from base 276 to 3539 and encodes 1087 amino acids. Gene Ontology annotation, cellular component: cytoplasm; nucleus. Lineage: Eukaryota; Metazoa; Arthropoda; Insecta; Diptera; Culicidae. Gene Ontology annotation, molecular function: small GTPase binding; nuclear import signal receptor activity. The record is from RefSeq and is a predicted model, not a curated record.
UUUCGGUCCGCGAAGCAAGAGUUUGAGGUUAGAUCUGCUGACAGGAAAAUUUUCUUCAGAGUGCAAAAUCCUUUGUGCAGCGCAGGACGUUCCGCCGUGUUUCCGUGCGUCGUGUUCCGUCGUCGAUCGUAGCAAGCGGAAGUUUGUGGCGAAGGUGUUCCCCCCUUCCUCCCCUCAACACGUAGCGUGUGUGUGUGUGUCCAUCGCAACCGGAAGUGGACCUCGCGUGUGAGUUUCUUUGCGGAACGAAAAAAAACGUGUGUGGCCACGACAAAAUGGAACAAAUUAUCCGGAAUUUGCUGGUGGCAGACAACGAUUUGAUACAACAGGCCAGCGCCGAGCUGAAGGAGGCGUUCAAGCGCCCGGAGACGGUUCCGCAGCUGUGCGAGCUGACCGUGUCGCAUUCCGAUGCCCAGGUGCGGCAGUACAGCGCGAUGCUGCUGAAGAAGCAGCUGUGCAAGUUGCGCAACUGGCAGCAGGUUCCGCCCGAGCAGCAGGCCCUCAUCAAGAAGGGCAUGCUGGAGGCGAUCGUGAAGGAGCCGGAGAAGUCCGUGCGGACGGCCAUUACGGCGUUCGUGGGCGUGCUGGUGCGGCACGAGGCGGCCAAGGAGGACGGCUGGAUGAACGAGGUGUUGAAGUUUAUGUUCGACAGUACGAGUUCGGGGGAUCCGAAGCUGGCGGAGAUUGGCGCGGCCACGUUUGCCACGUUGACGGACACGUCGCCGGAUCAGUUUAUUCCGCACUUUGAGAACGUGUGCCAGCUGUUUUCGUCGGCGUUGAUUGCGACGGAGGCGAGUGGGAACAUGUGCACGCCGGUCGUGUACUACAUUCUGCAGGGCAUGUCGCAUCUGGUGCCGUUCAUUACGGGGCAUCCGGCGGCGGAGAGCACCUACCAGCAGUCGAUUCCGUACGUGGCGAAGGCUUUGGUGGGGUUCGCCCAGCUGGACUCGUUCAAGUUCAUCGAGGCGUUUGAUAUUUUGGAGAAUUUGGCCGACGAGUCGUCGCGAAUUUUGACGCCGCAUUUGAAGCUGUUGAUUGAGUUCUGCUUGGAGGUUGGCCAGAACGGGGAGCUUGAGGAUUCCGUCCGGGUGAAGGCCAUCACGUACAUUGGGUGGUUGGUGCGGUUGAAGAAGAAGAUGAUCAUCAAGCAGAAGCUGGUGGAACCGAUCGUGAUUGCGUUGUUCCGACUGAUGAGCGUGGCGCCGGAUAUUGAGGAUGAGGAUGAGGAGUACUUUGGAAGCAACGAGGUGUCUACGCCGAGUACUUGCGCGGCCCAGUCGUUGGACGUGCUUGCGCUGCACAUUCCACCGAAGCAGCUCAUUCCGACGCUGAUGUCGCUGCUGGAACCUGCUCUGCGUGGCACUGAUCCUCUGGCCAAGAAGGCAUCGUACCUGUCGAUUGCCGUAAUUGCGGAAGGUUGUUCCGAGCACAUCUGCAGCAAGUAUUUGAAGCCGCUGCUGGACGUGAUUAAGAACGGCAUCACCGACCAGAACCCGAUGAUCCGUAACGCGGCGUUGUUUGCGCUGGGACAGUUCUCCGAGCACCUGCAGCCGGAGAUUUCGCAGUACGCCGAGGAGAUUCUGCCUAUUCUGUUCGAGUUUCUGCAGCAGCUGUGUCUGCAGAUUCGCACCGGUGGCAAGGAACCGCAGCACAUCGAUCGCGUCUUUUACGCGCUGGAGACGUUCUGCGAGAACCUGGAGGAUCAGCUGACGCCACACUUGCCGAUUCUGAUGGAACGACUGUUUGAGGCGCUGGAUUCGCGCAACUCGGUCCACCUGCGGGAGCUUUCGCUGACGGCCAUCGCGGCUACGGCGAACGCCGCCAAGGUGAACAUGCUGCCGUACUUCCCGCGGUUGAUCGACAGCUUGAAGAUGUAUCUGGUUAAGACGGAGGACGAGGACAUUUGCACGUUGAGGCCUCAGGCGAUCGACACGUUUGCCGCGCUGGUACGAACCAUCGGAAAGGACAACUUCUUGCCGCUGGCGGUGGACACGCUGAACCUGGGACUGACCAUGCUGGACGGCUGUGACGAUCCGGAUCUGCGACGAAGCUGCUACAAUCUGUUCGCCUCGAUGGCCUCCUCCGUGAAGGAGGACAUGGCGGGAUCGCUGACGAAAAUUGUCGAAUCUAUGCUGGAGAGUGUCAAGAGCACCGAAGGCAUCGUGCCAACCUUCAAGGACGACGGAGACGAUCUGGUGCUGCCAAACGGGGGAAACGCCGAGAAUGACGACGACCAGGAGUACGACAUCGAGGACUCGGACAACGAAAACGAAGACGAUGACGACAUUGCCGGGUACAGCGUGGAGAAUGCUUACAUGGACGAAAAGGAGGAAGCGAUCCUGGCACUGAUGGAGUUUGCCGAGCACACCGGACCGGCCUUUUCCCCCUUCAUCCAGACUGCAUUCGAGGAAAUCUACAAACUGAUCAACUACCCCAACGAGGACAUCCGGAAGGCGUCGAUCGACGCGCUGAAGCAGUUCGUCAUUUCCCUGCACGAGCUCGGCAACGUCGAGGGCGUCAACCAAACGAUCCUGAUUCUGGUGCCCAAGCUGAGCGAAAUCAUCCGGACGGACGAGGAACGAACGGUGGUCAUGUCGGCGCUGGACGGCUACAGCGACAUCAUGGAAAAGGUCGGCGCUUCGGCCAUCCAAGCCGAGGGCCAAAAGGACGCCAUCUUCGGCUGCAUUGUGGACGUGCUGAACGGCAAGGUCGCGUGCCAGUUCGACGAACCCGUCGACGAGGAGCAGGAGGAGAGCGAGUACGACGAGGCCAUCAUCGAGUCGGCCGGCGACAUUCUGCCCAAGUUUGGCCGGGCGCUGCCUCCGGCGGAGUUUGCCGUCUACUUUGGACGCGUUUGGCCUUACUUCAUCCAGAAGAUUGAGAAAACGAAACACAAGGACGAAACGACGGACUCGCAGCGCGCCUUCGCCAUCGGCGUUCUGUCCGAGUGCUUCAGCGGCCUCAAGGAGUUCACCGCCAACUGGUUCGAGACGCUGCUGCCGAUCUUCGUGUCGUGCGUGCAGGACCGCAACAACGAGGUGCGGAACAACGCCGUGUACGGCAUCGGCGAGAUGGUCCUGAACGGCAACGAGUGCUCGUACAAGCACUUUCCGCAAAUUUUGACCUCGCUUUCGACGGUGGUCUCGAAGGAACAGCACCCGGGCACGCUGGACAACAUUUGCGGUGCCCUCGCUCGUAUCAUCACCACCAACAGCAGUCUUGUGCCAAUGAAGGAGGUUCUUCCCGUCUUCGUCCAAUACCUACCCCUUCGCGAGGACUUUGAAGAGAACCAGGCCGUGUUCCGCAGCCUGGACGUCAUCUACCGCCAGGGCAACGAACAUCUGAUUCCGCUGCUGGGCCGCGUGCUGCUCGUCGGCCUGCAAGUUCUUUACAAAAAGCAACACAACAAUGACGAGUGUCGCGAUCUGGUGUUCAACUUUGUCAAGCAGAUCGGCAAGGACUUCCCGGAGAAGUUUGCCGAGGCGGUGCGCAGCGACGCAGAGCUUGCACUCUUUGUCCAGACGCUGCCGCUGCAGUAGAAGCCGGUGCGCGUGCAUCUGAUGCACAAACUGUACGUGUCCUACAUCAACCCGUACCUGCAGAACUGCGUGCGCCGCGUCGAGCUGAAAACCACCAAGAUGAGAUACCGGAGCAGACGGAGCGUUGGCGUGACGGGGUGUGCCUCGGGGGGGCGCGACCGCGAUUCCGACGACGACGACUACGACGAUAACGUGGCGCGCAGCUUCGACAGUUCUGACGACGAGCGGUACAAGUGAUGGAGGGAACGUCCGAGUAGAGUAGGUCUAUCGUGUUGUGCGGAAUGUGAGCAAGAAGAUGGCAGUCCUUGAACCCUUUAAACCUGUGCGCGAACGUAUCAACCCCCCCGUAACAUAUUCUACUCGCUAUGCAGAUGCAUAAUUAUUCUCUAUUUUUUUAUAAACUGCUAGUUAACAGACCCGCUAGUGUUAACAGUGAUGUGUUAAAGUUUAUUUAUUCUCCCUAGAAUUAGUUCAUUGUUACAAGUAAACAAUACAAUACACUCACACACACAUACUCUGCUUGCAUUGCAUGAAAAUGUGAACUUUUCCAAAAACAUUUUUUCUUUAUACAUCAGUAGAGAAAACGAAAGCAACGCAUAAAACGUGCAAGCCAAAACAGUCCAGCGCAAAUCUAAACCUGAAAUAAAAAAAAACCCUAAAAGUAAAUCAAUAUCUCUCCGUCAAGUAGAAUCCACAGUAAACAAAACAAACAGAAGAAAAUAGUGUAAAACCUAAACAUAGCCAGCCAGAACUAGAUAUAAUCGACGUUUCUGUCCUUCCGCCAUCGAAACAAAAAAA